Messenger RNA from Seminavis robusta, 978 nucleotides. NCBI's taxonomy places the organism in Eukaryota, Bacillariophyta, Bacillariophyceae, Naviculales, Naviculaceae. The record is from the annotation of a GenBank genome assembly.
AUGUACAAAAUCGAGUAUAUGGAAGGAUCAAAUUUUGCCGUCCUCUACAAGCCAGUCCUCCCAGCUGGGUUUCGUUUGGAUGCAACCGAAUAUGGAGCCCGUCAAGCUAACGUUCAAAUCAAGACUGGCCACAAGGCAGCUCUUACGGCCUAUGGGCGAUUGCCUCCACAGGAUGUGUACCAAAAGUUUCGCUUGCAAUUCAGUGAUAAUGUGAAGCUUACCGAAGCGCCGUUUGGGGUGACUGGCUCUGCUGGAGAGCAAGUCGACACCGCUGCGAUGAAGAUGAUUUUGUAUCGCAAGGGAACGGGAAAGAAGGAUAAAAGCAAUCAAGAUGUGCUGGACUUGCACACUCGAAUCACUUUUGUGUUUGCUGAUUUGGCCAAGAAGACUGUUUUGGAUGGUGCCACAAAGCGCGGUUCGAAGGCAGUCGAUGAUGCAUUUGGAGGCAACAGUCUCUUUCCUGCAGCACCAACCAGAAUUCUCGUGGCACCAGUUCUCGUGGCACCAGUUCCAGUUCCAGCACCACAACUACUUCCAGCACCAGCACCAGCAGCAUCCAUGGGGCUACUGUCGCAAGCUGCAUCGAUGGCCGGAUCACUUGUUGGGCGUGCCGGCAAGAAGACUGAAUCCGAGGAUAUCGAGGCUACUCGGAAAGCGAUGUUUAAAAAGACCGCUGAUAGUGAGAACAGAAUGACAGUUUCGGAGAAGCGACGAGUAAGUGCAAGAAAGCAAGCACUUGCAAAAGCAAGGUCAGAGCAGGAUGGAACAGAACAAAUGAUUGACACAUUGAUGGAGGAAUUCGAUGGCGAUGUCGCGGAACGCAGAGCUCUUGGUCUUGAGGAGGAACUCAGCUCUUCUGAUCAGCAGGACGUAUCUGCUUUGCCACCACUGCCAGAUGACGUUGAUGCGGAUCUGGAUGGUCUAUUUUCUAGUGAAUCUGAGGACGAGUUUUUUGAUUAUGAUGAUGAUGGGGUGUGA